This is a messenger RNA of Cucurbita pepo subsp. pepo (vegetable marrow), 359 nucleotides long. Lineage: Eukaryota; Viridiplantae; Streptophyta; Magnoliopsida; Cucurbitales; Cucurbitaceae. The record is from RefSeq and is a predicted model, not a curated record.
UUAUAAAGGGAGAGAAGAGAGUGGCGUAGUGCACAAUGUCGACGGCAUCGCUUAACACUGCCUGCCUUCGCUAUCACUCUCUUCCUCUAAACAAGUCUUCUUCUUUUCGCCCUUUUGCAAGGCUCAACCCUUCUUCUUCUUCUUCUUCUUCUAUCCCUAAUCUUAUCCAAAACAGGCCUGUUUUUGCUGCCCCUACCCCUCUUAUCACCCCGACUUGGAGAGAAGACAUGGGGAAUGGUUCAUAUGAGGAAGCCAUUGAGGCCUUGGAGAAGCUCCUCAGAGAGAAGGGAGAUUUGAAAGCAGAAGCAACAUCAAAGGUGGAGCAGAUAACAGCUGAAUUGAAGAGUGGCGGANAGUAA